AUGAAAAUUGAUAGCAAACCUCUUAGGUAUGCCCACGCUGAAGGUCAUACAGACGUAUGCUACACUGAAGAUGGGCAGCACAUAAUAACCUGUGGUAAUGACGGUGACGUCAGAAUAUGGGUAGGCAUAGAAGAUGAUGAUCCCACCUCGCAUUGUGUUGGAGAAAGUGCACUUGCUGUAUGUUAUAAAGACAAGAGACUGUAUGUGGCGACGGACAACCAUGCUGUUCAAGCUUAUACGUAUCCCGCAUUUGAUAAAGAUGGCAUUGUUACCAGGUUUACGGCACCAGUUACUCAAAUCAAAUCAACAAACAAAAUUGAGGCCUUGGGAUGUUCAUCAGAAAAUAUGGAAGCCAAGAUAUGUAACUUAGAAGGUGGUGCUCCAUUGUUCGUCAUGACAGAGCAUAAAGGUCCAGUGCUGAGUAUUGCUAUUUGCCCACACAUGAAAUUUGCAAGCACUGCCUGUGGAGAUGGCAUAUUGAGGAUUUACAAUAUUGAUACACAAAAGAUUGUAAAAGAAAUAGCAUGUAUACCUAAGAUAAAUACAUUUUAUGCUGCCAAAGUUUUAUGUAGAAUGGAUUUCGAGCCAACAGAAGGGAAAUAUUUAGCCUAUCCUAAUAACCGUGAAAUCAUUUUAUUGGAUUGUGAAAGCUGGGGUCAGAGAAUGACAUUUACACAUAGUUUGAUAAAGUGCACAAUAUCGCAAUGUUUAUUUUCACCAUGUGGGCAAUAUUUAGCGGGCAAUACUGUUGCAGGACAAAUAGCCGUAUGGGAAAUCGGUUCUGGUGCCUGCAUAGAUAUAAUUGAACAUCCUACUUCUCAUAAUGUAUCUGCUAUGGCUUGGAACCCUAAAGGUAAUGGCAUUCUAGCAUAUUGUGAUGUUGCUGGUCAACUAGGUACCUUAAUUAACUGCUAUGGUAAAGACAGCAACAAGCUUGAUACAGAAACUGAUGACAUUGAAAUGGUUGAAAGGGGAGAUGACAAUGAUGACAUGGUGGAUAAUUUAAUAGAAAACUAUGAAAGUGAUGACGACAAUGCUAUAUCACUGGAAAAAAUUAAAAAUGAGACAUUAGGACUAAUUAAUUCUGAACAUGAUGAGUCACGACCUGUGUCGCGUCACACUACGGUUGCUCCGUCCUCUGUUCCACCACAACCACCCUUUCAACCUUCUGCAACUCCUUCUCAUCUUGAACAUAGAUAUAUGUGUUGGAAUGAUAUUGGCAUAGUUCGCUGCCACACUGUGGAGAAUGGAGAGUCUACUAUAGAUGUAGAGUUUCAUGACACAAAUUUGCAUCACGGCAUUCAUUUGAAUAAUUAUUUAAAUCAUACUAUGGCCAGUUUGUCUUCUACUGUCGUGGCUUUGGCCUGUGAGACGCCCAGUAAGCUGGUGUGCAUCUCGCUGGUGGGCAGCAGUAAGGAGUGGAGCGCGUCGAUGCCGGACACGGAGGAGGUGAUGUGCGUGGCGGCGGCCAGCGCCGUCGUGGCCGUGGCGACCACCGCGCGCCUGCUGCGCCUCUACACGCCCCUGGGCACGCAGCGACAGGUGAUUUCGCUAGCAGGCCCAGUAGUUACCUUGGCGGGCUUUAAUUCUACCGUAUUGGCAGUGUACCAUAGCACGGACCCGGGCGUGUCAGAUCAACACCUUUCAAUGGAUAUUGUUGCAUUAAACGGUCGUCAAGUCCGUAGCAAGACAGUUCCAGUACCCUUAACCCCCAGCUCCAAGCUGCGCUGGCUGGGAACUUCGGACGCUGGUUCGCCGUGCGCCUACGACAGCACGGGCGUGCUGCGGCUGUACGACGUCGCUAGCGGCCUCUGGAUGCCAAUUUGUGACACUACUACUCACUCCAGAGGAGCCUCUGAUUCCUGGUUUAUUGUUUCUGUGUGUGAAGCAACUCAAAAGGUUCGCGCGAUUUUGUGUAGAGGAGCGUCAUUCCCAGCCACUGCUCCAAAGCCAAUCGUAGCUGAAUUAGCUAUACAGAUACCUCUUUGUGAAAUGGAUACUGAAAAAAGCCAGUACGAAGAACAAUUAGUACGUUGGGCACAUACCACAGCAGAUGUCGACGUGAAGACGGCCAGAGAGACUGCACUCAAACUGUUUGCGCUUGCCUGCCGUAGCGAAGUAGAACAGAGGGCGUUAGAACUAAUGGAACUCCUGAAAGAUGACCGCUUAUUACCUUUAGCCGCGAAGUACGCGUCGAGACUUGGCCGAAUGCAUUUGGCGGAUAAACUAACUAACCUAGCCGACUCCUGGGAAAAGGAAGCUGAUAAAUUAAACAUUGCACAAAACUCACAUUUCAAUGAUCUGGACACCCAAGAAACUUAUGACGUCACUAGCACUGAGCAAGACUUGAAUGCUAGCUUGAUUUUAGCACCAAAAGUAAAAGAAAAAAAAGUGGAUUUGGAUACAAAUAUCAAGCCUGUGCCUAUAAAAGCAUCGCCAGGUGGUGCAAGAAACAUAUUUAAGAAACAAGCCACGAGCACUAAGAAUGCUCCGAGUCCUCUAAGUUUGACUGAACGAGUAUUGGUAGACGUGCACAAGGCUUCUGAAUCUACUGAAAAUGAAGAUCCACUUAAACCUAUCGAAAAUGAAACAUUUGUGGACUGGUUCACUAGGAAUAAAACAGUGUUAGAGCAACAAAACCCAGAGCUCAGUCCAUCGGAAUUGACUCGUCACGGCAUCAAACUAUUCAAGACUCUUCAAGGCAAACCCACAACCAACUCAGAUAAUGGGCCGAAGAGAAAACUAGACGAUGAGACCAACGGUACAGAAACACCUGUCAGCAGUGCGUCUAAACAAUCAAAGUUAAGUGCGUUUGCGUUUUCGAAGAAAACAACGUGA
Arctia plantaginis is the source of this 2838-nucleotide messenger RNA. NCBI's taxonomy places the organism in Eukaryota, Metazoa, Arthropoda, Insecta, Lepidoptera, Erebidae. The record is from the annotation of a GenBank genome assembly.